GCGGCGGAGCCGGGGCUGGAGAGAAGCAUGGAGCGGGCGGUGGGACCGGGACCGGGACCGGGACCGGGACCGGGACCGGGACCGAGACCGAGCCCAGCGCUGGCCGCCUCGCUGGCCGAGGGGCUCAUUAAAUCCCCGCGGCCGUUGAUGAAGAAGCAGGCGGUGAAGCGGCACCACCAUAAACACAACCUCAAGCACCGCUACGAGUUCCUGGAGACGCUAGGGAAGGGCACCUACGGGAAGGUGAAGAAAGCCCGGGAGCGCUCCGGUAAACUGGUGGCUAUCAAGUCAAUCCGGAAAGACAAAAUCAAGGAUGAACAGGACCUUGUCCAUAUCCGGAGAGAGAUUGAGAUCAUGUCCUCCCUCAACCACCCCCACAUCAUUGCUGUCCACGAAGUGUUUGAGAACAGCAGCAAGAUCGUCAUCGUGAUGGAGUACGCCAGCAAGGGGGACCUGUACGACUACAUCAGCGAGCGGCAGCGGCUGACGGAGCAGGAGGCACGCCACUUCUUCCGACAGGUCGUGUCGGCCGUCUACUACUGCCACAAGAACGGGAUCGUUCACAGGGACCUGAAGCUGGAGAACAUCCUUCUCGAUACAAACGGGAACAUCAAGAUUGCAGACUUUGGCCUGUCCAACGUCUACCAGCAGGACAAACUUCUGCAGACUUACUGCGGCAGCCCUCUCUACGCAUCCCCCGAAAUCAUCAACGGGAGGCCGUACAAGGGCCCGGAGGUGGACAGCUGGUCCCUGGGCGUUCUCCUCUACAUCCUGGUCCAUGGCACGAUGCCGUUCGAUGGCCACGACUACAAGACUCUGGUCAAGCAGAUCACGAGCGGGGACUACCGGGAGCCCACGAAGCUGUCAGAUGCCUGCGGGCUGAUCCGGUGGAUGCUGAUGGUGAACCCGGAGCGCCGCGCCACCAUCGAGGACAUCGCCACGCAUUGGUGGGUGAACUGGGGCUACAAAGUGCCCAUCGGGGAGCAAGAGCUGCUGCGGGAGAGCGAGUCCCCGCUGGCCACGGUGGCAGAGUGGCUUCGCCGCUCCUCCCGGCCCCUCCUGGAGAACAGCUCCAAGGUGCGAUGCUUCUUGAAGCAGCACAUCCCCGGCGUGGCCCUGGAGCGGCAGCGCUCCCUCAAGAAGUCCAAGAAGGAGAACGACGUCUCCCACGCGCUGCAGGAGGUGGCCCUGGCCCCGGAGAACCCCUCCAAGUCCAUUCUCAAGCGGCCCAAGGGCAUCCUGAAGAAGAGAAACUCCUGCGAGCAGAAGGUGCCCGGCCCCGGCCCCUCGUCGGCAGUGCCCGUAGGAGAGGCACGGGGUGAGGAUGGCGAGGUGGCUGCUGCGGGUCUCACCCGGAUCCUGUCCUCCGGGAUGCUGCCUUGCAACACGGGCGUUGGAGCGGUGCCCACGGCUGCGCCCAAGAAGGGAAUACUGAAAAAGCCCUCGACGAGGGAGUCGGGGUAUUACUCAUCCCUGGAGUGCUGCGAGUCUGGGGAUGUUCUGGAUGCGGGGAGCUUGGACCUUGACGGGAGCGUGUUUGCUGACAACCCCUCUCCGGAGCAGGGCCCCCAGGGUCUCCCUGCUCGUCGGAAAGGCAUCCUCAAGCACAACGGCAAGUACUCCUCUAGCAGCACCGAGCCAGAGAGUCCCCCCGGGCAGGGCUUCGGGGGCUUCGGUGAGGUGCCCCUGCCCCAGGCUCCCCGUGCCCGCCCGUCCAGCGCCGUGAGCGAGGACAGCAUCCUCUCCACGGAGUCUUUUGACCAGCUCGACCUGCCCACCCGCGUCCCCCACGGCAGCGGGGGCAUGCGGGGUUGCAUCUCUGCCGACAGCCUCCUCCGGCUGGAAGAGGAGGAGGAGAUAGAGGAAGGGCGCAGGCUGCGCCGCUGGACUGUGACCCAUUGCCGGAGUCCCCUGCAAGAAAGCAGCUUGUCCCUGGCGGGCUGUGACAGUGUCACAGAGGUUUACCGGCGUGCCGUGGCCAUCAGCAUGAAGUUGAGCUGAAGGCAGCCCCCGGCAGGGCUCCCCGGGGUGGUGUGUGUUGGGGAGGGGGCUGAGCCCUCCGUGCCCCGGGGCUGCCGGUGCUGCUGAGCCACGUCCCGCGUGUUUAUUUUGCAGCCUCGGGUGCAGGCGGGGAAGGGAGCUGCAGUGGCUGUGGGGCAUUGGUGGGGGGAUGCCCCAGGGCUAGGACAUAAAAUGGACCAAAGCCCUGAGUGAUCCGGCCACUGCCCCUGUGGAGGGGCUGGGGGGUCCCGGAGGCUCCUCGCUGCCAUCCUUCCCUUGUAAACAGGCUCAUCUCAUUGGGGGGAGAAACUAAAGGGUUGGGGGGAUUUUUUUUUUUUUCUUUGCACUGUUUUUUGGCUGCACAAGGUAACGGAUGGGGCAGGUGAUAUACCUCAAACAAGCUGGAGAUGUAGCAGGGUGCUGGCGAGGGGCUGAAAGGUGCUGCCCUGGCUGCUGCCUGCGGGCUGGGCUCUCAGGACGCGCUGGCAAAAGGGUCCAAACUGCCCAGGCCCUGGCUCUUCCCUCUCCUCCGCUGAGAAACCCAACUGGAUCUGGCCGAAACCCUAGUGUGAGAACACACUCAGAUGCCAACAUCUUUUUUUUUUUUUUUUUUUUUUCCUUUAUGUUGAAAGGAGGAAAAAAAAGUGCCUUUGAGGCACCACUUCUUUAUUUAUUGCCUUUGUCCAACUUGAUGUAAAACUUCAGCAGCACGGGAUGUGUCUGGCUCCAUAAUGGCCACCCAGAUGUUUUUCACGGGGAGGUGGAGGUGUCUGUGCCAUUGUCUCAUGUGCCGCACGUCAAAGCUCAGUUGCACUAUUGCCGCGUGUUCGCUGGCCCUUUCCCUUCUCCAGGGUGUGUGUGUUUUCCCCUCCUUCCUACAAAACGGUCUUGAGAAAACCAUUAAAUUAAAAGCAAAUGGUA
Messenger RNA from Aquila chrysaetos chrysaetos, 2922 nucleotides. It is a transcript of the gene NUAK2, whose product is annotated as NUAK family kinase 2. Gene Ontology annotation, molecular function: tau-protein kinase activity; protein serine/threonine kinase activity; ATP binding. Gene Ontology annotation, cellular component: cytoplasm. The record is from RefSeq and is a predicted model, not a curated record. The coding region runs from base 28 to 2001 and encodes 657 amino acids. Lineage: Eukaryota; Metazoa; Chordata; Aves; Accipitriformes; Accipitridae. Gene Ontology annotation, biological process: intracellular signal transduction; protein phosphorylation; microtubule cytoskeleton organization. The transcript has 7 exons.